AUGGAUAGAUGUCUCUACUCCUAAGAUUACUCCUAUAUUAUAGCAUCAUUUAAAGACAACUUAGCUAUUGCAGUGAUUGAUCCUGAUACUGGCCUGCUGCUCAAAGCAUUUUACUUCUAAGAUUUAUCUUUUAUUGGUUUGAUAGUUCAAGUGCUAGUUGCUCUGGAAAUGGAUUCAAGUUCCAAUAUUUAUGGGUUACUUUAUGAUGAUACCUCAGCAAUUUUCUACAUUUUCAAAUUCGAUCCUAUUCUGAGCUCAUCAUCUACUGCUCUUAUAAAUCUUCAAUAUUCUGAGGCUUAUGUUUAUGGAUUUGUUGUAUUUUGCAAGCAAGUAUCAACCAAUUUCUAAUCUUAGUCAAUGAUAACUGCAUUCAGUGACCCUAAUGGAAUGCUAAUUUCAAAGUUUUCUCUAACAGAUGGAGUCAUGAAUUACUAUGUAUAGACCAAUUUCCCCUCCAGUUCUAAUUACUAUGUAUCUAAUUUAGAUUCAUUCAAAAUGUCUAAUGGACUAAAUUCUAUUUUUGGAUGCGUUUCUCUCCUUGGGGCAUCAGAAUCAGAUUUAGGAUUUUUCUUUUUGAAAGAAUCAGCCUCAAACUUAGCAGAUAUAGAGAAAUCGUGGUAUUUGAGUAAUCCCUUUUCUUCUUCUAGUGAUUGCCUAGGUUCUUUAUUCGAUUCAGCUAGUACUACUACAUAACUUAAGUCGAUACUUUACUGCUCUGCAUUUAUGAGUUAAGCUAGUUUUACAAUGAGUUUAAAUCUAAUGCAAAUUCAAGGUUCAAGUGACUCGUCCUAAAAUUUUCCACUACCACUAUUUAUUGAUCCAUCAUUAACAUCUGAUACAUCAGCUCAUGACAUAGCUGAGUCAGAUAUUGCUUCUUAUUCUUGUACUUAAUCUCAAGAUCCAAUACUUAUUCAAACUAUAAGUAACAACGACUACAACUACAAUUACUACUACCACUACCACUACUACUACGACAACUUCUACAACAACUUCAUCAACUACAACACCUCUUCCAGUUUCAACAACUACAACAACUACUACAACAACUACUACAACUCCUAUUCCAAGAAUAUAACUGUAUUCGCAGGCCAGCAAAAAUUGUAUUCUCUACCUCAAGCGAAAGAUGAUUAAAAUGAUCAAAUUAGUCUUAAAUUAAAUAGAAUAAGGAGUGGAGUUGAAAUGACAAUUCCUAGCUUUGUAAAAUUCAAUAAUGAGAAAUAAGUAACGAUAUCUCCAAAGGAUAAUAGUCAAUUGGGGAUAUAUUAAAUGCAGGUAACAAUUUCAGAUAAUCAACUCAAAUCCAUUUACUACUUCUUCAUAGUCAUACUUAAAAACAAUCUAAAUGAAAAUUCUCAAGAUAAAGAACUUUCUGCUUUUGUCAAGAAAAUAAGUUUAGAAGGAGAAGUAGAGAUAAAGUUUUCAAAGCCAAUUUAUACUCCCGUUAAUUAUACUAGCUUCAAUAAUACUUAAAUAAAAAUUGAGAUUUUAGAUGGUUCUUAAGUGGAUAAAUUGAGAUACUCUAUAGAUUUUGAUUGGAAAGUUGUAAAAAUACUUGAUUAAGCAAUGAUUAUUCAACUGAUAUUUUACUAAGGCACUGAGUAAAUCUCAGUAUUCCAGGAUAGAGAUAUUUUGAAAAUUACAUUCAUAGAAAAUGGGAAUUUCAUAGCGAAAAUGUCAUCUAAAUGCAUAGAAUAUAAAUAUUAAAUGAAAAAAGAGCUCCCUCCGCUUCUAAAUCCUCAGGAUUUUGACUAUGAAGCUUUGAGAGAAGCAGUCGAAGCAGCUUAAAAAGUACUAAAGUACAUGAUUGCUGCUCUGGAUAGAUUAUGGGGAAUUACAAAUGUCCUUUAACUAUAUUUUAUGACUCCCUUGCUAACCAUAAGUACUCCAGCCAACAUAAUCUUUGUAUACAGAAUUUUAGUAGAUGCUGUCAGCUUUGAUUUCAUCAACCUGAAUGACCAUUAUCAAUAGAUCUUUUAGCUUCAAGAUGAUUAUGGAUCCUAUUCACUAAACUUUGAAUAUCUUGGUUAUGAUUAAAGAAACUUUAUAUACUCAAUGGGGCCAUUAUUUGUGUUCAUGAUUAUAGCUAUAGUUUCUACAAUAAUAAUGAUAGUUUUAUGGACUAUAUUGAAAAGAAUACAGAUUCUUUGCUUAUGCGUUACUUAGAAAAUAUAAAAUAAACAAAGAAAAGAAGUUAAGGCAUUCUAUACAAUCAUUUUUAGAUGGAAUCUAAACGAAAAGCAAAUUUUCAAAGACUCUAUUUAUACCAAUAUUUCUAUUAAGGAGACUAGUAUCCAGUCCUUAAUAAUAAUCAACCUCCUAUAUCUAUGCUACAUUGUUUCAAUCAGACCAUUUAAACAGCCUCAAUCAAACAAUAUGGAGAUACUGAACGAGACUUCAUAUUUUUGCAUUUCAUCUUAUGCGCUUCCUAUUCUUACAGAUUUCUCAAACGAUUAAGCUCUCAAAAAUUAAACUGGAAUAUUAAUACUUUCACUUAUUGCUAUGAUUAUAGUUAUCAAUCUUUCAGUUAUAAUUCAUGAUACUUUUCAAUAACUUAAGAGGAAGUAUAAUAAAUUUGUCAGUAAAAAUAGAUUAAAACUUAGAAGGUUUGUGUAUGAAGUUACUAAAAAUGCUGAUGAAGAUAUGACUGGUUCUAACUUUAAUAAAGGUCAUUUGUAUAAUGAAGCAACUAAGCAUCCAUUAAAUUCAAUAAAAGAUAGUAUGUUCUAAAACUAACCCAAAACAUCUCAUAAAAAAAUUGUAAUUUCAGUUGAUCAGGUUACUGAAGGGAAUAAUUAAUAUCAUGACUAAAAUUAAAUCCAAUCCUAAGGAUCAUCAUCUCACAGAAGUCAUAAUAUUUAAACAUAAAGAGACUUUGAGGUCUACUCGCAUCAUAGUUCUCAUGUUGAGCAUGAAUUGAAUCCUAACAACCAAUCAUUUCACUCAAAUAAUCAUUUGGUCACUCAGAGAUCCAAUUAUUCUCAUAAUUCAUAUUAAUCUCAACAGAACCACACUAUAAAUAAAGAAUAUGAUGAUAUGCAUAGAAUGUCAAUGUAAGUUAUUUAAAAUAGCAGCAAACAUGAGAGUAAUACGUUGCAAGUCACUAACUUAAAUUAUUUAAUCGUAAAUGAUGAAAUCAAGUCUAAAAAUAAUAAUAUCCAUAACUACUAUUCUCCAUAAUUACCAAAGAGAGAAUCCCCAAUCAAGUCGAGGGUUGUAUCUAAUGCUUUUAAUAACUAUCUCAAUGAAUCAUAAAAUAUAGAGCACCUUAAUAGCUCCAACAGAAAUUUGAUGCUAGAUGACUCCUAGGAUUUCGAUAUGAAAUAAUUUAGAAGCUAAUCAAAUAACUUUGUAAAAAAUUAAGUAGAUCAGUCAGUAAAUUCAAGAAGACAUAAUCUUUUCAAUUUUUUUGGGAAAAAGCCUGAUGUAAGUCUAAUUAAUCCUGAACAGAAAUUAAAAUGA
Stylonychia lemnae is the source of this 3459-nucleotide messenger RNA. The record is from the annotation of a GenBank genome assembly. Lineage: Eukaryota; Ciliophora; Spirotrichea; Sporadotrichida; Oxytrichidae.